AUGUUCACGCAUAAAAAUCCAUUUACCAUCUCAAUUUCCAAUGAGAUGCUAACGAGUCUUCGCUCUAAACUUGAACUGGCUACAUUUCCUGACGAACUGGACGAUGCUGAUUGGAAUUAUGGUGUACCUAUGGCUCACAUCAUUAGAUUGGUGGCCAGGUGGAAAGGCGGAUACGACUGGCGCAAGUACGAAAAAGAAUUGAAUGAAGAGCUUCCGAUGUUCACGAAGGAUAUCGAUGUUGACGAUUUUGGAACAUUGAACAUACAUUACGUUCACCAGAAGGGUGAAGCAGUGGGUUCUGUACCACUACUAUUCGUUCAUGGAUGGCCAGGAAGUUUCUUAGAAGUUCGCAAAAUCCUCCCCCUUUUGACACGAGGUUCACCACAACAUCCCAACUUUCAUGUUGUUGCUUUGAGUUUGCCAGGAUUUGGCUUCUCAGAUGCCCCGCGAAAGCAAGGUUUUUCGAGCGUCCAGUAUGCAGAGGUUGCUAACAAGCUGAUGCUUGCCCUCGGAUACACUGAAUAUGGAGGCGAUUGGGGAUUCUGGGUAACUCGUAAAAUAGCAAAUUUGUAUGGUGGCAUGAAUAGCAAAGCAUGGCAUACCAACUUUCCUAUCGGGGAGCCUCCGCGUUUAACGAGCAACCCUUUCGCGUUCAUAUCACACCUUCUCACACCAUACACCGGAGCUGAGAAAGCUGGGCUCGCUCGUACAACCUGGUUUCGUACCCAAGGGAGGGGUUAUUUCGCUUUGCAAAGUACUCAACCCCAGACCCUUGGUUACGCACUUGCCGAUAGUCCAGUGGCGUUACUAGCUUGGAUAUCCGAGAAACUGGUCCUAUGGUCUGAUGAUUACGGAUGGGAUGAUGACGAAGUUUUAACAUGGAUAUCGACCUAUUGGUUCUCUCGUGCUGGUCCUGCUGCCUCCUUGCGCAUAUACUUCGAAGUGACCCAGAACAAUGAGCGAACCUUUGCCGGACAGGCCCCUAACAUCCCAAUGGGUAUUUCUUACUUUCCUAAAGAGUUGUUCCUUCCACCCAGAGCAUGGACUCGCGGGUCAGGGAGGGUGGUAUUUGAAUCGGAACAUGAAGAUGGAGGACAUUUUGCUGCUUACGAGAAACCACGAGAACUAGUUGAUGACAUACGGAAGAUGUUUCAGAAAGGAGGGCCUGCCUAUGGUUUGGUAUCGGGGAGCACAGGGUAUGAUUAGAGCUUACGACCCGUUACUUCAGGAAGUUCCAGACGACCUUUCAUUAUACACGUAUAACCUUUGUUUCUGCAAUAUCCAAAGACUAAGGCAGGAAAUUAGCAAUGCAAUAUAUUCACCCCUUUCGGUUGGCCAUUG
Molecule: messenger RNA, 1341 nt
Organism: Serpula lacrymans var. lacrymans S7.9
Lineage: Eukaryota; Fungi; Basidiomycota; Agaricomycetes; Boletales; Serpulaceae
Exons: 9
Coding region: 1-1206 (401 amino acids)
Biological process (GO): epoxide metabolic process
Molecular function (GO): epoxide hydrolase activity
Source: RefSeq, a predicted model, not a curated record